Molecule: messenger RNA, 663 nt
Organism: Triticum urartu
Lineage: Eukaryota; Viridiplantae; Streptophyta; Magnoliopsida; Poales; Poaceae
Source: RefSeq, a predicted model, not a curated record
CCGCCGAUGGUCGCCGCAGUGCGGUCCGGGAUGCGCAUCAGAAUGGAGGAAAUGGCGAGCCUCGACGUCAACGUCCCAUGGAGCUUGAUCAACCGCAUCAAAGCAGAGUGCGGCAGCGACUGCACGGUGUUCGACGCCAUUGUCGCGCUUAUCUGGCAGUGCCGCACCCGCGCGGUCAUCUCCGACCCCUACGCGCCCGCGCCCCUCGUCUUCACGAGCAACAUUCGAGGGCUCGUGGGCGCCAAGCGCGGCUACUACGGCAACUGCCUGAUGGGGCAGACGGUCCAAGCGAGGAGCGGCGCGGUGGCGAGCGGCGACGUCAAGGACCUGGUAAAGCUCAUCAGGGUUGCCAAGGAGGACAUACUCAUGAACGGCGGGGGGGGCGCCGACGCCCCCGCGCAGGCUCCCCCGCCGAGCUACUCCAAGUACAACACGCUGGCUGUGACGAGCUGGAGGAACAUUGGGUUCGACGCGGUGGACUUCGGGCGUGAGAGUCCAGCGCGGGUGAUGCCACCGAUGUGCAAGCCGGAGCAGACGGCGGUGAACCUCUGCAUUUUGUGUCCGCCGUGCAAGGGGAAGGACGGUGUCAAAGUCGUGUCCCAGUGCGUCAAGCCGGAGCACGCCGAUGUCUUCGUUCAGGAGUUGGCCGCCCCGGGUAUAUAG